CUUUGUAUUUGGCUACGUUACGAACCUAUAAAUUAUGUUAUUCGACUGUGAGCUGACGGAGUAACUGUGUGUGUGUGUGUGUUUUUUUAUGUAGUGUUGUCAUUUGUAUUUUGUUUCGGCAUUAACCGUUUUGACUCCAGGAGAAAAUAGAUCAAGAAUAAUCUCCAAACCGUUUUAUAAUAUUGUCUUGUUUUUCUGCUCAACCGUCAAGUACCUUCUUAUUCCCGCGUUCUACCGCACAAGUAUCAAUCAUGAAUGCUGCUGUCAACAAAGAAAAUGUUAAUGGCUCGCUUCAAAGUCAGCACUCUAUACUCAAAGGAAAAAUAGUAAAACCGCCUACACAAGUAUUGAAUGAAGUCCACCAAAAUGUAUUGUCCCAACUGAAAUCUCAUGAAAAUGGCCAGGUUUUUGAUUACUUGGAGUCGUUGGCUAAGUACAGAGUUAAUUUUGAUAGUACAAUUGAGCCCUUGCUGAAAGAAAAUCCGAGACGAUUUGUCAUAUUUCCCAUUAUAUAUGAUGAUAUUUGGGCAAUGUAUAAAAAACAGGAAGCUUCUUUUUGGAAUGUCGAAGAAGUCAAUUUAAAAAAUGAUCUGGACGAUUGGGUUCAAUUAACUGAUGAUGAACGCCAUUUUAUUUCUCAUGUAUUAGCAUUCUUUGCUGCUUCUGAUGGUAUUGUAAAUGAAAAUCUGGUCGAGAGAUUUUCUCAAGAGGUUCAAAUUACUGAAGCCAGAUGCUUUUAUGGGUUCCAAAUAAUGAUGGAGAAUAUUCAUUCAGAAAUGUAUAGUCUCUUAAUUGAUACUUACAUUAAAGAUCCAAAACAAAAAGACUUUUUGUUCAAUGCUAUUGAAACUUUACCUUGCGUAAAAAAGAAGGCUGACUGGGCCCUAAAAUGGAUUUGUGAUAAGAAAGCAACAUUUGGAGAACGACUAGUUGCAUUUGCCGCCGUAGAAGGAAUAUUUUUUUCUGGAAGUUUUGCAGCAGUGUUUUGGUUAAAAAAGAGAGGAUUAAUGCCCGGUUUAACAUUUAGCAAUGAAUUAAUUUCUAGGGACGAGGGCUUACACACAGAUUUUGCUUGUCUAUUAUUUAAACACUUAACCCAGAAACCACCUCAAGAUAUUAUUAUUCACAUCAUUCGAGAGGCUGUCGGUAUUGAACAAGACUUUUUGACAAAUGCUUUACCGGUUAAGAUGGUUGGCAUGAACUGUGAAAAAAUGGCAACAUACAUUGAAUUUGUGGCUGAUAGAUUAUUGGUAGAAUUGGGAUGUCCUAAGAUCUUCAAAUCGUCAAAUCCAUUCCCGUUUAUGGACUUAAUAUCUCAACAAGGAAAAACCAACUUCUUUGAAAAGAGAGUCGGUGAUUAUCAAAAAGCAUCGGUCGCAAUUCCUGAUAUUCCUAACAUAACUACUAUGAAUAUUACAAAUGAAGACUUUUAAAUUCCUUAUAUUAUGUUGAACUUAACAAGACAAUUACCAUAAAAAUCGAGUUUUAUGAGAUGUAAAUUGCUAUUUGGAAAACCAUUAAGCAUAUAAAAAUGUAUAUUAUAGAAACAAAGAAUUUUAUAUUGUAGUUGUGAUUAGUUUUAUGAUUUUUUUUUUUUGAAAAAUCGCACAAUGCAUUUGACUAUUAUAUGUUUAUAUAGAACAUUAAUUAUACGUACAAGUUGUUUUAACAACUAAAUUAAUAUCACGGUAGUAUUCUUGGUAAUUACAAACAUAUUUAUUUUUUUUUAGUUUUGCAUAACUCGUUAUCUUAUUGAUGUAUAGUUUUAAUGACAACAUGAUGAUAACCAAUAGUUCCAAAAUAUGUAUUAAGAAUAUAGUAUACUCGUAUAAUUACUUUCUAAUUUAAAAUGAUAAACCAUUUAGAAAAGGUGUCUACAAGGAUUUUUGUGGUGUACAAACGGAGAUUGAUAAAUAAAAGUUAGUAAUUUUUGUAGUUGUGUUA
Messenger RNA from Adelges cooleyi (spruce gall adelgid), 1944 nucleotides. RefSeq names its product ribonucleoside-diphosphate reductase subunit M2 B-like. NCBI's taxonomy places the organism in Eukaryota, Metazoa, Arthropoda, Insecta, Hemiptera, Adelgidae. The transcript has 7 exons. The record is from RefSeq and is a predicted model, not a curated record. Gene Ontology annotation, biological process: deoxyribonucleotide biosynthetic process. Gene Ontology annotation, molecular function: ribonucleoside-diphosphate reductase activity, thioredoxin disulfide as acceptor. Bases 252 to 1433 code for a protein of 393 amino acids. Gene Ontology annotation, cellular component: cytosol.